AAUGCAGACAUCUGACAAACACAAUCCAAUUUUUCCAGUCAUUCGGAGUCUGGAAUCAUUUAAAGGCAAAGUGAAAAAGAAGGUGGUAUGGCGACAAAUCACAGUGGAACCAGCAUAUGCCUUCACGGACUACCGUGCGCAAGGACAGACGAUGGAAUACCUGUAGUCAGACAUAGGAACAUCACCAAGGGGCACAUUGACACCUUUUAAUGCAUGGGUGACAUUGUCACGUGCAAGAGGAAGAAAAUGCAUAUGGUUGAACCGAGAUUUUAAGGACAAGAGCCGAGUGGGAGCGGAAAAAAGGGAAGAUGAUGACAAAUUUUCAGCGUCGCCAAUUGCGUAAUAUCGGGA
This is a messenger RNA of Cantharellus anzutake, 351 nucleotides long. RefSeq lists its product as uncharacterized. Lineage: Eukaryota; Fungi; Basidiomycota; Agaricomycetes; Cantharellales; Hydnaceae. The annotation marks the transcript as partial. The transcript has 2 exons. The record is from RefSeq and is a predicted model, not a curated record.